This is a messenger RNA of Mesocricetus auratus (golden hamster), 6017 nucleotides long. It is a transcript of the gene Tgfbr3, whose product is annotated as transforming growth factor beta receptor 3. Lineage: Eukaryota; Metazoa; Chordata; Mammalia; Rodentia; Cricetidae. Bases 443 to 2959 code for a protein of 838 amino acids. The transcript is spliced from 17 exons. The record is from RefSeq and is a predicted model, not a curated record.
CGCCCGCGCGUGUGCGCGGCCGAGCGAGGGCGCCGCACGGGCCUGAUGGGGUGAUCCAGGCUUUCGGGGACGCUGAGCGCCACUUUCCUCCUCCCUGGAAGUGUGAGAGAGAGAGAGGGGAGAGGGGGAAGCGGGCUGCUGUCCUGCCAGGCCACUUUCGCUGCGCGAUUCCCCGAGCUCCCGGCAGGAGGUGAAAGUCCCCGGCGGGGUCCGGAUGGCGCAGUUGAGCUGCUGAGCUCGCCGCCGCCUGCGCGCGCUGGGUGCAGGGGACUCUUCCUCGGCUGCUCCCCCACUUCGCGGCUGAGGAUCGGUCUCGGACACGCCGCCUGCGAGGCAAUCCGAAAAUUGCAGAGAGGGAUUUUUAAGGACACUUCUGACUUGCCAAGCUCGCCUUCAAUCUGAAAAACCAAAGGCGGGAGGGGACUGACUCCCUGCUGGAGAAAUGGCAAUGACACCCCAGCACGUGAUCACCAUGUUUGCCCUGCUGAGCUCCUGGGCCACUGCUGGUCCAGAGCCCGGCACCCAGUGUGAGCUGUCACCGAUCAAUGCCUCUCAUCCCGUCCAGGCCUUGAUGGAGAGCUUCACCGUUCUGUCUGGCUGUGCCAGCAGAGGCACAGCUGGGCUGCCGCAGGAGGUCCAUGUCCUAAACCUCCGCACUGCAGACCAGGGAGCAGGCCAGCCGCAGAGGGAGGUUACGCUGCAUCUGAACCCCAUCUCCUCAGUGCACAUUCACCACAAACCUGUAGUUUUCCUGCUCAACUCCCCGCAGCCCCUGGUCUGGCAUCUGAAGACAGAGAGACUGGCCGACGGUGUCCCCAGACUUUUCUUGGUGUCGGAGGGGUCUGUGGUCCAGUUUUCGUCGGGAAACUUCUCCUCGACUGCGGAAACGAAAGAGGGGAGUUUCCCUCACGGAAACGAGCAUCUGCUGAACUGGGCCCGGAAGGAGUAUGGAGCAGUGACUUCGUUCACCGAACUCAAGCUAGCGAGAAACAUCUACAUUAAAGUCGGGGAAGAUCAAGUGUUCCCACCCACGUGCAGCAUAGGGAAGAAUUUCAUCUCGCUCAAUUACCUCGCUGGGUACCGCCAACCCACACCUGCCGAGGGCUGUGUCCUGUCCAGUCAGCCCCAGGAGAAGGAAGUGCACAUUAUUGAGUUAAUCACCCCCAACUCGAACCCUUACAGCGCCUUCCAGGUGGAUAUAGUCAUCGACAUUCGACCUGCUCGUGAGCAUCCUAAGGUGGUCAGAAACCUCAUCCUGAUCUUGAACUGCAAAAAGGCUGUCAACUGGGUGGUCAAGUCCUUUGACGUCAAGGGAAGCCUGAAAGUUAUUGCUCCCAACAGCAUCGGCUUUGGAAAAGAGGGUGAAACAUCCAUGACAGUGACCAAAUCGAUAAGGAAUGACAUCCCUUCCACCCAAGAGAAUCUGCUGCAGUGGGCAUUGGGCAACGGCUACAGUCCAGUGACGUCAUACACAAUGGCGCCUGCGGCUAAUAGAUUUCAUCUCCGCCUUGAGAGCAGUGAGGAGAUGAGAGACCAGGAAGUCUACACCACUCCUCCAGAGCUCCGGAUCCUGCUGGGCCCUGGCCACCUGCCUAGCCUGGACGGCCCACCCAUCCUGGGAUGGGAAGACCAAAAUGGAGGUCUCCCCUUUCCUUUCCCGGACAUCUCCAGGGUUCACCGUCCAAAGGGUCCCAGCAUCCCGCUGUUUCCUGACUACAGGGAGCCAGAAGAGGUGCAAGGGGGCGUGGAUGUCGCCUUGUCGGUCAAGUGUGACAGUGAGAAGAUGACCGUAGCUGUGGACAAGGACUCCUUCCAGACCAACAGCUACUCAGGGGUGGAGCUCACCCUGUUGGAUCCCUCAUGCAAAGCCAAGAUGAACGGCACCCACUUUGUUCUGGAAUCUCCCCUGAAUGGCUGUGGCACUCGACACCGCCGGUCAGCCCCUGAUGGUGUGGUUUACUAUAACUCUAUUGUGAUACAGGUUCCAUCCCUUGGGGACAGCAGUGGCUGGCCAGAAGGCUUGGAGGACUUGGAGUCCGGUGACAAUGGAUUUCCAGGAGACGAAGAUGAAGAAAUCACCCCGCUGAGCCGAGGUGGAAUUGUAGUGUUUAACUGCAGCUUGCGGCAGCUGAGGAAUCCCAGUAGCCUCCAGGACCCGCUCGAUGGAAACAUCACCUUCAACAUGGAGCUGUACAACACAGACCUCUUUCUGGUGCCCUCCCCUGGGGUCUUCUCGGUGGCAGAGAACAGACAUGUUUACGUGGAGGUGUCCGUCACCAAGGCUGACCAAGACCUGGGAUUUGCCAUCCAGACCUGCUUCGUCUCUCCGUAUUCAAACCCGGACAGGAUGUCCGACUACACCAUCAUCGAGAACAUCUGUCCCAAAGAUGAGUCCGUGAGGUUCUACAGCCCCAGGAAGGUGCACUUCUCUAUCCCACAGGCCGAGACGGACAAGAAGCGCUUCAGCUUUGUGUUCAAGUCCGUGUUCAACACCUCCCUGCUCUUUCUUCAGUGCGAGCUGACUCUGUGUACCAGGAAGAAGGGUCCCCAGAAGCUGCCAAAGUGUGUGACACCUGACGAGGCCUGCACCUCUCUAGAUGCCGCCAUGAUCUGGACCAUGAUGCAGAAUAAGAAGACGUUUACCAAGCCCCUGGCUGUGGUCCACCAAGCAGAUUAUAAAGAAAAUGUUCCAAACGCUAAGGAGGAGUCCAAUCCAGUUCCCCCCCCUCCACAGAUUUUCCAUGGUCUGGACACGCUAACCGUGAUGGGCAUCGCGUUUGCAGCGUUUGUGAUCGGAGCACUCCUGACGGGGGCCUUGUGGUACAUCUACUCCCACACAGGGGAGACAGCACGAAGGCAGCAAGUCCCCACCUCGCCACCAGCCUCGGAAAACAGCAGCGCGGCCCACAGCAUUGGGAGCACCCAGAGCACUCCCUGUUCGAGCAGCAGCACAGCCUAGCCAGAGCCAGAUGCCCACCGCUGCUGCAAGGGGCGGGGCCCGAUGUGCCAGUGCUGUGUGUCCAGACUCGGAAAGGCUUUGACCUGGGUUCCCUGUAAAGAGAGUAAAGUCGGAGUGUAUAGACGGCCUGCUGUACCCAACCCCCCAUCAUCACAGCCAAUGUCAAUGUGACCCCCUGGACAUCUGUCACACACAAAAGCUAAGCUGGUGGCCUUUCCCCCUCAGGUCCCUCACAGGAUAGGGGUUUCAAUGUGAAACAUACCAGUUUUUUUUUUAAAUGCUGCUUUGUCCAGGUGUCCAAACAAACAUCCAUCAUAUGGGGUGGUUAAGUUUUAACCCAGAGUUACGGGGAAUAGUAAAAAGGAUGCGACAGCUGGAAGAGUAGAACCAGGGAGAUUCUCUCCUAACUGAACCAAGAUGUAAAGUAGAAAUGUACCCUCCAUAUCCAAUCUGCAACUCUUCUGACCUACCACACCCACUUGGUCCCCUGUUUAAGCUUGCUAGCCUUGGGGGUGGGGGCUAACACCCUGUCACACUUAUCAAGGCAACAUUCCUUUCUUGGGCCAAAAUGAAUGCCCAUUCCUGUUCCUUUCCAUGCACGCCAACUCCAUAAGUGUCUUAAGGUCAAAUUUGUUUGUUCUCACAGGCAUACAGAAACAGAAAAUGGCCAGAGUGUGGAACAACACACUUCUGUGCCCGUUUCUGACAUUUUGUCCUGAUGUUUAAAAUUCAGGGCUGGGAUGGUGGGGAGAGGGUGGUAUUCAGUGGUAUUUGCAAGAUGGUGUGUGUGCGCAUGCCUGUGUGCAUAUAAGCACAAGUGUGUAACAUCUGCACGUCUGAGAUAGGAUCACACCCUCCUGGAAAAUGUUCUAUGCUUCCAGAGUCAGAACAUGACUUAUAUGUGAUAGACUAUAUGGGCUCAACACACCAGCCUUACUGAUGAGCCUUUUAUAAAAGCCAAACCCUUCCAAGGAGGCAGCUCCUUAGGGAUGAUGGGCCCCAGCUCAUCUAAUGAUGUCACCAGCUCUACCCUGAGGGUGUGGGGGGAAAAGGGGACAAGAGUGUUCAUGUUAAAGGAUCUCACAGAGAAGGGUUUCAGGAGAACGUCCUUCUGACAGUAAUGUGAUGCCACCAUGACAGAGCUCAGCGACAGCUCUUCCAGGGAAACUGAUCCCCAGAGGGGACUUCUCCAUGCCGGAUCCCCUGCAAAUUAAGUAACCUUUCUUUCCCAGAACCCCUCCCAACAACUUAAGAUUCCAUAAGCAGAACAAGCUAGAUUUCUAGCCCUGAACUCUCACAAGCAAACUCCACUGCCUUUAAAGUCAGGCCGUUGUGCCUGGGCUUCAUGGUUGAAAAGACCUCUUAGUCACUGUGCCCUAGUCUAAUUGGAUGGAUGGCAGGCACAGCCUUUAUUCAGUCUAGAUAAUCUGAACCAAAGCAGAUUCCUUCAGGGCCAAUAGCUUCAGACUGAUGCAUUGAUACACUGAAAAUAUUUCAGAUUUGCAUUGAUACACUGAGAAUAUCUCAGAUUUCCACAUGUAAGGGCAAAAUUGUGAGAGACUAGAGAAACUUUUCUUCAUUGUUUUAUAACAUGAAGUUGUCAAUUGUGGAGGACCUAGAUAUUUCUACGCUACCUGUGUUUAAAAAUAAUGCGCUUUGCCUAACCUUCAGCAGAAUGUAAUUGUUAAGUAUAUUCUAUGUAUAAAGAUGUUUAAAGAUGUCUUCAAAGAAGACUAGAGUCUUUAAAUCACUUAUAGCUAUAUUUUACUACAAAAAGUCUGUAUAAAGAUAUAUUUAAAUGUUUUAGAGAAAUUUAAGUUACCCCAUAUGAAAUGUUUAAUUUCAGUUACUGUGAAUUCUUCUAAUCAGUUACUUUAAAAAAAAAAACGUUUCCAUCUUGUUAGAAAGAAAAUUAGCUAUAGGAAGGUAUUAAAAAGAUUCAUUUCUUAGAUGGACAGAGUUAAAAAAAUUUGUAAUAUAUUUAAAUGUAUAUUUGAGAGAUAAUACAUUGCCAAUGAUUUUAUAAUCUUAAAUUAACUUACAAAUUUAUAAGCUGCAAAGUAAAAGAUUUUUAGGAGAAAGAAAAAAUGCUCUUUUAUUCCCUUAGACAUCUAUUACUCAGCUCAAGAAACCCAACUCAGUAUUGGGGAAUGAAUGUCCCAAAGUAUAAAAAGCAAAGGUGGCCUCCCCGGCCUCUUGUUACAGCAUUUCCGACUGCUUCGCCAUUCACAGACCUAAAUACAAAGUACAAGCUUUACUUUCGUAACGUAUUCUGCAAGUUUCCUAAGACUGGCUGAAUCCAUUUCUAUCCUACAAAGUCUUGUGUUGUUUCCGGGGGGCCACACCGUGACCAGAAGCCACGCCAGACUGCAUAAGUCCAAGGUGGCUGUUGGCGGCAACGCUCUGUAGCGUUUCGUUUGGUGGCGGUAUUCCCCAGCUGUUAAUGCGGUGUUUUCAAAGGCUGGAGACUUUUCUUCUGCCUGAGCUGGUCAUGUAUCAGUUUUGUUUUGUUUUGUUUUCUCCCUAAACACAAAAUGGUGUCUUGCUCGUCUGGUAAUGAGAUUGUACAUCCCGUUUCCUGUGUGUUCUCCGCAGGCGUGCCUGAGUGUGUGGGCUGCGCAGGUGCGCGCCCUUUUUGUACUGUAACUACCUCAUGGUCUGAAUGAUAAUACUGCUGGCUGUAUUAAAAAGAGCACAUUUUGUCGGGUGAGUUGUGUAUGCAAACUCUUUUUAAACCCUGUCUGUUUUUAUCUGGGGGCUCAUUCGUAAAACUGACAAAUACUUUUCUAGGAAGGACUGUUAUCGGUUCCCAAAUACAAUAAACUCCUCUAUUCUGGUUUUUCCUGAAUGAGCCUUUGAUUGUGUUACUGUUUUUCAUCUGUGAGGGUCAGAGUGUACCCUGAAAAAAAAAUCCCUGUGGCCAGUUUGAACACCCCCUGCUGUAACCUGUCCUGUUUGUGAGUCAGCGACUUUGUGAACCUGCUUAGAGUUAUAGUUUUGAUAACCACAACUUUAAUUCUUUUAUCUGUGCAUAAUAAAGAGAUAUAUAUAUCAGUUA